AUGACCAUUAACCGCCGAGUUAUGACUGUCGUUGGGGCCACAGGUAAACAGGGGGGAUCCGUGGCCCGAUCACUUCUACAAAACGCAGACUUUGAGGUUCGAUGUCUCACACGGGAUGCUGGGUCGUCAAAAGCUGAGGCACUCCGAUCCUUGGGAGCAGAAGUUGUCCAAGUUGAUGGGUUCAAUGAGGCUGAAACGCAAAAGGCCAUUGCAGGCAGCUGGGGUAUUUUCAUCAACAAUGGCUACACCAACUCGCCCACUGUCCGAGAUGGCCGAUACGACCUGGACUUUGGAAACUGCAUACUUCGCAGUGCAGCAGCAGCAGGGAUCCAACAUGUAGUGUUUAGCUCCCAGCCCUCCGCGGAGAGUCUCACGAAUGGAGCCAUUCGCACCCCAAUCUUAGACGUCAAAGCCUACGGGGAUUCAUGGGGGCGGGCAAAUCCAGCAUUCACGACCUUUACCCCCAUCAUGUCAUCCUGGUAUCUGGAGGAUUUCCUGAUGCCCUCAUUCUACCAGGGAUUUGGUGGAUUCCCUUUCGAGGAGGAUUCCGACGGCUACCUAACAUUUCGGACUCCGCUUAUUGGCGGACGAGAAGAGGUGCCUUGGAUCUGUGUCGACGAAGACUUUGGCGAUCUAGUGCAUGGGAUCUUCCUCAAUCCGCUGCGAUGGAAUCGUCGCACAGUGCAGGCAGUGGGGGACAUUGUCUCCUUUGAGGACAUUGUGAACACGUUUAUUCGAGUGACUGAGAAAAAGGCGCGGUUUAUCGGGUACGAAGACCCAGCGCAAUUUCCGGCCUUUGACAAGCCAGAACUGAAGGAGUCAAGCGAUGUCUUCGCAUUUUACCAACUGAGACACGGAGAAAUCUUUGGAAACGGUAUUACUGAAUGUCGGACGGCACUGGAGCUGAAGCAGGCAGCCUUCAAGGCAAAAGGAAGCAAGGGACGUAAGAGACUGACAACUUGCGCGGAAUGGUUUACAGAACUAUACAACAGCCCGACAGGAAAGCCAUGCACGCUGGAUGCAUGUAGCAUGGAUACCAACUGA
Aspergillus ochraceoroseus IBT 24754 is the source of this 1044-nucleotide messenger RNA. RefSeq names its product NmrA/HSCARG family protein. NCBI's taxonomy places the organism in Eukaryota, Fungi, Ascomycota, Eurotiomycetes, Eurotiales, Aspergillaceae. The coding region runs from base 1 to 1044 and encodes 347 amino acids. The record is from RefSeq and is a predicted model, not a curated record. The transcript is spliced from 5 exons.